Molecule: messenger RNA, 1537 nt
Organism: Malus domestica (apple)
Lineage: Eukaryota; Viridiplantae; Streptophyta; Magnoliopsida; Rosales; Rosaceae
Product: probable UDP-arabinopyranose mutase 1
Biological process (GO): plant-type cell wall biogenesis; UDP-L-arabinose metabolic process
Cellular component (GO): cytosol; Golgi apparatus
Molecular function (GO): UDP-arabinopyranose mutase activity
Source: RefSeq, a predicted model, not a curated record
UCUCAAUCUCAGCUUGCUUUUGUAAGAGUUGAACAAUUCUCUUACACCUUUAAAUCUCGUACACGUUUCCUCCCUAACCACACUCGUGCCGCUUCCUCCGCCUCCUCACGUGCCACCACGUCCCCCUUCAUUUAUAUUCCUAUUCAAACUCCCUCUCCUCCUUCAAACGCCUCUCACUCCUCCCCCUCCCCCUCUCUCUCUGUCAACCUUGCGCCUUUCGAUCCUCCAAUGGCUUCCGCGACACCCCUUUUGACGGAUGAGCUCGACAUUGUGAUCCCCACCAUCAGAAACCUCGACUUCCUGGAGAUGUGGAGGCCAUUCUUGCAGCCCUACCACCUCAUCAUCGUCCAGGACGGUGAUCCGUCGAAGACCAUCAAAGUCCCGGACGGCUACGACUACGAGCUCUAUAACCGCAACGACAUUAACAAGAUUCUGGGUCCGAGGUCGUCCUGCAUUUCGUUCAAGGACUCUGCCUGCCGAUGCUUCGGAUACAUGGUCUCCAAGAAGAAGUACAUCUUCACCAUCGACGAUGACUGCUUUGUUGCAACAGACCCAUCUGGCAAACCAGUGAAUGCACUGGAGCAACACAUCAAGAACCUCCUUGCACCAUCGACCCCAUUUUUCUUCAACACGCUGUAUGAACCCUUCAGAGACGGUGCGGAUUUUGUUCGUGGAUACCCUUUCAGUCUCCGUGAGGGUGUUCCGACCGCUGUCUCUCACGGUCUCUGGCUCAACAUCCCGGAUUAUGAUGCACCAACACAGCUUGUGAAGCCACUUGAGAGAAACACCAGGUUUGUGGAUGCUGUUAUGACAAUCCCAAAGGGCACAUUGUUCCCAAUGUGUGGGAUGAACUUGGCUUUCGACCGUGACCUCAUCGGCCCUGCUAUGUACUUCGGACUCAUGGGUGACGGUCAGCCAAUUGGACGCUACGACGAUAUGUGGGCUGGCUGGUGCACCAAGGUGAUAACAGAUCAUUUGGGGCUUGGAGUGAAGACAGGGCUGCCAUAUAUCUACCACAGCAAAGCCAGCAACCCAUUUGUGAACCUGAGGAAGGAGUACAAAGGCAUCUUCUGGCAGGAAGAGAUCAUCCCAUUCUUCCAAUCUGCUGUCCUUCCCAAAGACUGCACCACCGUGCAAGCAUGCUACAUUGAGCUCUCCAAGCAGGUCAAGGAGAAGCUCAGCACGGUGGACCCCUACUUCGACAAGCUCGCCGACGCCAUGGUAACAUGGAUUGAAGCUUGGGAUGAGCUCAACCCUAAUGGACCCGGAUCCAAACUGGCCAACGGCAAGUCCAAAUGAAAAAAAUAAAGGAUAAAAAGUUCAUUUAACUUUACUCUUUAUAUUUUUACUGUACCUUCUGGGAGUUAUAUCUAUCGUUAGUUUAGUGACUGUAAUCUUUUGUUUUUUACCCUCCUUCUGAGCCAGUUCGGUCAUCGCUUUCAGUUGCAUGUCGGCAGAUGUAAUUUUUAUUUAACGUUCUCCAAUGAGCUUAGUGCAAUAAAAGUAUGCAGUAGUUCAUUGUCUAGCUUUUUUACUA